AACAAACACUUGAUUGUUGCGUGUCUUUAUUGGGGUCGAAGACUUGAUGCCCUUUCCUACCAUAUCACAUCUAAACAAUGAACAAGACCGGAAAUUUCCAGGAAGUCAACAUCUUUUACCCUGCCACCAGAGUCUUACUCUUGUUUCUUCGACAGUUUCUUCACAAAACAACGGCGGUGUUUUUCUUGUUUCUCUCUAUCUUUUUGUUUGUUUAUAUCUGGAGAUUCAUCAUACGAAACCGUCAUAUAUCUCCAUCGCCAUCUACUCCUUCCACCUUAACCACCGCCCAGCCACAAGGAAUUAAAUAUGAUGUCUUCCUUAGUUUCAGGGGAGAAGACACUCGUGUUGGUUUUACCAGCCACCUCCAUGCUGCUUUGGACCGGAAACAAAUCCUAACUUUCAUAGAUUAUCAGCUUGUGAGAGGAGAUGAGAUCUCGGCAUCACUUCUGAGAACAAUUGAAGAGGCCAAGCUUUCUGUGAUUGUUAUUUCUGAAAACUAUGCAUCUUCCAAAUGGUGCUUAGAGGAGCUUGCAAAGAUUAAUAUUGAGCGUAGAAGAAAUAAUAGACAGAUAGUUAUUCCAGUAUUCUACAAGGUGGAUCCAUCCCAUGUAAGAAAUCAAACAGGAAGCUUUGGGGAUGCAUUUGCUAGACUUAUAAAGAAGAAAGCUUUGACGGAUGCAGCCAAUCUAUCUGGAUGGAGCUUAGGGAAGUCUGAGUAAGCUCUUGAAAUAUAUCCCAUAAAAAAAUAUUCGUUCAUUUGUUGAGGAUUUGAAAUUUAAUUUAAAAUUAUUGAGAAUGAUGAGCUCUGUGAAUCUAUAUUUAUUUUAUUUGAUUUUGAAAACGUUGUAGCGAAACACUUGUACAGAUCUUAAGCUUUAGGAGACAGAAAGCAGAUACUUAUGAAUCCUUAUAUUAAAUUUUAUCAGGACAAUCAAUGUUUUCUUCGA
This is a messenger RNA of Populus trichocarpa (black cottonwood), 947 nucleotides long. Its product is annotated as disease resistance protein RUN1-like. The coding region runs from base 78 to 719 and encodes 213 amino acids. Lineage: Eukaryota; Viridiplantae; Streptophyta; Magnoliopsida; Malpighiales; Salicaceae. The transcript is spliced from 5 exons. Gene Ontology annotation, biological process: signal transduction. The record is from RefSeq and is a predicted model, not a curated record.